Alternaria arborescens is the source of this 210-nucleotide messenger RNA. RefSeq lists its product as hypothetical. The transcript has a single exon. Bases 1 to 210 code for a protein of 69 amino acids. Gene Ontology annotation, molecular function: electron transfer activity. NCBI's taxonomy places the organism in Eukaryota, Fungi, Ascomycota, Dothideomycetes, Pleosporales, Pleosporaceae. Gene Ontology annotation, cellular component: membrane. The record is from RefSeq and is a predicted model, not a curated record.
AUGCAAUUUAGACCUUUAAGUAAAGCAGCUUUCUUUGUAUUUGUUGCUAAUUUCUUAAUCUUAAUGCAAUUAGGGGCUAAACACGUUGAGUCUCCAUUUAUUGAAUUUGGUCAAAUAAGUACCGUUUUAUACUUCUUCUACUUUACUUUUGUAAUGUAUGGUGUUACUGUUGUUGAAAAUACUUUUGUGGAUUUAAGACACAAAAAAUAG